This is a messenger RNA of Zygotorulaspora mrakii, 1584 nucleotides long. It is a transcript of the gene CCT2, whose product is annotated as chaperonin-containing T-complex subunit CCT2. Lineage: Eukaryota; Fungi; Ascomycota; Saccharomycetes; Saccharomycetales; Saccharomycetaceae. The record is from RefSeq and is a predicted model, not a curated record. Gene Ontology annotation, molecular function: ATP binding; ATP hydrolysis activity; ATP-dependent protein folding chaperone. Gene Ontology annotation, cellular component: cytosol; chaperonin-containing T-complex. Gene Ontology annotation, biological process: protein folding. The transcript has a single exon. The coding region runs from base 1 to 1584 and encodes 527 amino acids.
AUGAGUGUUCAGAUCUUUGGAGACCAGGUUACUGAAGAGAGAGCUGAAAAUGCUCGUAUGUCUGCUUUUGUCGGCGCCAUUGCAGUGGGGGACCUUGUCAAAAGUACCCUGGGGCCAAAAGGUAUGGACAAGCUGCUGCAGAGUGCAUCCAGUGACAAAUCUUUGGUGACCAAUGAUGGUGCUACUAUUUUAAAGUCAAUUCCAUUGGACAAUCCCGCAGCCAAGGUUUUAGUAAAUAUUAGUAAAGUGCAAGAUGACGAAGUCGGUGACGGGACAACUAGCGUUACAGUUUUGAGUGCUGAAUUGUUGCGAGAGGCAGAAACACUUAUUGAGCAAUCUAAAAUUCAUCCACAAACGAUUAUAGAAGGAUUCAGAAUAGCAUCGCAUGCGGCUCUAAGUGCUUUGGAAAAAGUAGCUAUUGACAAUUCUGCAGACGAGAAAAAAUUUCACAAUGAUUUGAUUCACAUUUCUAAGACAACUUUGUCGUCCAAGAUUCUCUCCCAAGAUAAAGAAUAUUUCGCAAAGUUGGCGACUGACGCAAUUCUGAGACUAAAGGGCUCUACCAAUCUAGAACACAUCCAAAUCAUCAAGAUCCUAGGUGGUAAGCUGUCUGACUCUUUUCUUGAUGAGGGGUUCAUUUUAGCAAAGAAAUUCGGGAAUAACCAACCCAAAAGAGUAGAAAACGCAAAAAUUCUAAUUGCCAACACGUCUUUGGAUACCGAUAAGGUAAAAGUUUUUGGAACGAAAUUCAAAGUUGACUCUACCUCAAAAUUAGCCCAGCUGGAGAAAGCUGAACGUGAGAAGAUGAAGAACAAAAUAGCGAAAAUUUCAAAAUUUGGAAUCAACACUUUUAUAAAUAGACAACUGAUUUAUGAUUAUCCAGAGCAAUUGUUCACCGAUUUAGGAAUCAAUUCCAUAGAGCAUGCUGAUUUUGAAGGUGUCGAGAGAUUAGCAUUAGUCACAGGUGGUGAAGUGGUUUCCACCUUUGAUGAGCCAAGUAAAUGUAAACUAGGGGAGUGUGAUCUCAUUGAAGAAAUCAUGAUUGGAGAGGAAUCGUUUUUAAAAUUUAGCGGUUGCAAAUCAGGCGAAGCUUGUACCAUUGUUUUGAGAGGAGCAACAGAUCAGGUUUUGGAUGAAGCUGAAAGAUCAUUGCAUGAUGCUCUUUCUGUUUUAUCGCAAACUACUAAAGAGACAAGGACUGUUUUGGGAGGUGGCUGUGCUGAGAUGAUCAUGUCUAAAUCUGUUGACACUGCUGCUCAAAACGUGGAUGGGAAAAAGUCACUGGCCGUAGAAGCAUUUGCCAGAGCCCUCAGGCAACUACCAACAAUCCUGGCUGAUAACGCCGGUUUUGAUAGUAGUGAAUUGGUCGCAAAGCUAAGGUCCUCAAUUUACAAUGGUAUGUCAACUUCAGGUCUUGACCUGAAUAACGGAUGCAUAGCCGAUAUGAGAGAAUUGGGUAUAGUGGAAAGUUACAAACUUAAGAGGGCAGUAGUUAGUUCUGCUUCGGAAGCUUCAGAAGUUUUGCUUCGUGUUGAUAAUAUUAUCCGUGCUAAGCCAAGAACUGCCGAUAGACAACGUAUGUAA